This is a messenger RNA of Stegostoma tigrinum, 1314 nucleotides long. RefSeq names its product adhesion G-protein coupled receptor F1-like. Gene Ontology annotation, cellular component: membrane. The transcript has 4 exons. Gene Ontology annotation, molecular function: G protein-coupled receptor activity. NCBI's taxonomy places the organism in Eukaryota, Metazoa, Chordata, Chondrichthyes, Orectolobiformes, Stegostomatidae. The record is from RefSeq and is a predicted model, not a curated record. Gene Ontology annotation, biological process: cell surface receptor signaling pathway; G protein-coupled receptor signaling pathway.
AUGGACAGUGAGGCUGAAAAGGUCAUCGCCAAAGAUGAAGAAAUACCAUGCUUUCAUGAAAAUUACGGCAUAACAAAUUACAAUACCUUCGCAGAAAUCCCCUGCGAAAAUGAGCCAGGGGUCUUGAAAAUCAGAUGUGGAAAGAAUGGAACAUAUGAACAAGAAUAUGCUUUUUGUAUAUCGGAAGAAAUCAACGAAAUUCUUGAGCAGGGAAAUUACUAUGCCUCUCGAUUAAUCUCAGUUUUAACUGAUUCAGCUGAAUUAAUACUGUCGCUACCUGAUCACCAAAGUGAACAGUCCUUUGUGAUGCCAGAUUCAUCACCUGAGCCCUCAAAAUCUCAAAAAUUUGAAGAUGCACCAACAUGGAUUGACAUUUUACCCACUACCACAACUUUUGAUGGCAACCUUUUGAUUAAUGGUCUCAUCCUGACAGUAACAAUAAACGUUAACGAUUCUAUUAAAGUCAAGAUGACCUUCUCAAAAAGAAAUCGUAUGCUAGAUUUCAACAGUGCCAUGUGUGUGUUUUGGGAUUUUGAAGGAAGAGGAGCGUGGAAUAAUACUGGCUGUAAGCCUGAAAUCAAUGAAGAAAAUAUCACAUGUCACUGUAAUCACAAUACAUCCUUUUCAAUGUUAAUGUCUCCUGUUACCAAUGACAGCCCAGCUUUGAGUUAUAUCACCAGAAUCUGAGUUGCAGUCUCAAUUGGAAGUUUGCUAAUUGCCAUUGUUAUUGAGGCCAUAGUGUGGAAGCAUGUGACCAAAAAUAAAACCUCAUAUACUCGCCAUGUUGGAAUUUUGAAUAUUGCAGUAAAUCUGCUGGUCGCUGAUAUAUGGUUCAUUGUGGCUUCAGCUGUAGAACCAGAAACACAGGCUUGCACAGCUGCUACUUUCUUCAUUCAUUUUUUCUAUCUUGCCUUAUUCUUCUGGAUGUUAACCCUGGGCCUGCUGCUCGGCUAUCGUUUACUUUUCCCUUUCCAUCAUCUCAGUAAAUCAGGUAUGACAGGAAUAUCAUUCGCCAUUGGUUACCUGCCUCCAUUGCUAAUCUCAAUCAUCACAAUCGGGGUUACCUUUCCAAGAGACAGUUACACGAGAGAAGGUGCCUGCUGGCUUGGCUGGGAGACCGAAUACCCUCUGCUUGCAUUUGCUAUUCCGGCAUUGGUUAUAAUCACAAUCAACAUCAUCAUUCUGAUGAUAGUCAUUUUUAAGCUGCUGCAACCAACAAAUGGGGACAGAUCCAGUGCCAAUCAGGACAGAGAAGCAUUCAAACAGAUUGUGGGAAGCAUUGUAGUGCUGACCCCAAUCCUCGGACUCACCUGA